This is a messenger RNA of Leopardus geoffroyi (Geoffroy's cat), 6808 nucleotides long. It is a transcript of the gene P2RX5, whose product is annotated as purinergic receptor P2X 5. Gene Ontology annotation, molecular function: extracellularly ATP-gated monoatomic cation channel activity; purinergic nucleotide receptor activity; ATP binding. Gene Ontology annotation, biological process: monoatomic cation transmembrane transport; response to ATP. The transcript has 13 exons. The record is from RefSeq and is a predicted model, not a curated record. Lineage: Eukaryota; Metazoa; Chordata; Mammalia; Carnivora; Felidae. Gene Ontology annotation, cellular component: nuclear inner membrane; plasma membrane. The coding region runs from base 1911 to 3098 and encodes 395 amino acids.
GAGGCCUGUAGGAGAGUGGAAGGGAGGUCUGGUGACAAUUCCCAAGCCUCCCCCCCAGGAUGACAUCAGCUUCUAAAAUCCUUAGUCAUGACUGGGACAGGGUGGCAGCUCCAAAUCUCCUCCCUAUUUAAAAAAACCAGGCCUGAUUUUGUUCACUCACUCAACAUAUAUAUAUAUAUAUUGAACUAAUAUAUGGCAGAUACAGCAGUAGGCAUAUGAUACAAAGAUGUCAAAGGCAAGGUCCCCAUCCUCCAGGAGCUUUCUGGUCUUAGUGGGGGACACAGUCAAUAAGUAAGCAAGGUCCUAUCCAAGAAUGACAAGUGCUUUCAGGGAAUAAGGGGUAAUAAUGGAACAGAAAGUGACUGGGGUGGGGAACCUAGGAAGGAGGGGCAGAGAGAGAGAGGGAGACAUAGAAUCCCAAGCAGGUCUCGUGCUUGGGUCAACACAGAGCCCCAUGUGGGGCUCCAUCUCACGAACGUCAAGAUCAUGACCUGAGCCCAAAUCAAGAGUCAGAUGCUUAACCCACUGAGCCACCAGGCACCCCUGUAGUUUUUACUUUUAGAGGCACAUUUGGUGAGCUUUCGGGAUCCUUCCAACUCCUGCAGCCUGUGGUUCAGGGAAGGGAACUUCUCACAGGUAUAUGAAAGGCCAGGGUAGAUAGAGGAGCCAAACUGUUUCUGGUCAGGUGGCAGGAUGUAGAAAGUGAGUGGGUGUACUGUGUUAGCUCAAGGCAGGGGGUGGAGGGAGGGGCACACAUAGCUCGCCCAGGGGCCUGCCUCUCGUGGCUGUGGUAACUUCUAAAACUGAUCUCGGACAUGCCCUCCUUCAUCCCAGGGCUCACACCCUCUCAUUUCAUUUCACCUGUUGUGAAGAGGGGUGCAGGGUUAGCACCCUAGACUAGGCCCAUCUCUUGCUUUGGGGACCUAUCAAACAGUUGGUCUGAACAACCCCCCCCCCCCCCCCCCCCCGGGCAUAUUUUAUGAUCCUAGGUCUUGGUUGCCUGCAUCUCCACACCCCCAGCCCAUCCGUCUGUCCUAGGUGUGGUGGGGAGUUCUUCAUGCUGUGGGCGCUGGCUGGGGCCUGCUUGCCAACUGACCCCCUGGGAACGUGGGGUUUUAAAAGAGAGGCAGCUGCGCAGUAGGAACACCCACUUAAACACAGAGGACACAGGAGCCGUGGGUCGGGCCUGUCUUCAGUGUUUUCAGCCUGAGUGGUGAGAAUCAAGGUUCCCCAGAGAGCAGGAAAAAUCAAGAAACCUGGUGUGUUUGCCUCCAACUUUUUUUCAACCCCUCCUCACUUCCUGCGCUGUAGGUCCCGCCUCCCCUGGCCUCAGUUUCCCUAUCUAUUCCAUCUAUUCAACGCCCCCUGGGAUUUCUUUGGGAGUAGAGAAAGGUGAGUUUGAAAAGCAGCCCUGCCUACUCUCCUCUCCUCGCCCCUGCAGCGCCGGAUUUCCGAUUUCCUGUGCCGCACGUGCGGUCCUGCGCCUCAGGAGUGCCCUCGCCGGCCGGUGGCCCGGCAGAUGGUCGGGGUGUCGCCGUCAGCAGAGGAGGAAGAGGGCGAGGUGGUAGCAAGGUCGUGGCCCGGCGCCGCCCCCGUCCCCAUUCCCACCCCCACCCCACCCCCACCCCCCGGGCCCCGGCCGCGGCUUCCGCAGCCUCGCCCGCAGCGGCCGGUGCCCCCGCGCGCUCCUCGCCCUGCACGCCCGGCCGGCGACCCCGCUGCUUGGAGUCGCGCCCUCGGGAACCGCAGUGCCGAGCCUCCUAGGACCCGCGGGGAGCAGCGGCGAGAGGCGACUCCCAUGCGGCACCCGAGCGGAGGCCCUGGCCGCAGGCGCAGGUGAGGCAGCGCCAUGGGGCAGGCGGGCUGCAAGGGGCUCUCCCAGUCGCUGUUGGACUACAAGACCGAGAAAUAUGUCAUCGCCAAGAACAAGAAGGUGGGUGUUCCUGGUGAAGAAGGGUUACCAAGACACCGACACCUCCCUGCAGAGCAGUAUCAUCACGAAAGUCAAGGGCGUGACCUUCACCAACACCUCUGAGCUCGGAGAGCGACUUUGGGAUGUUGCGGACUACGUCAUCCCACCCCAGGGAGAGAACGUCUUCUUUGUCGUCACCAACUUGAUCGUGACCCCCAACCAGCAGCAGAAAACCUGUGCUGAGAGUGAAAGCAUUCCGGAUGCCUUGUGUUACAGAGACAGUGACUGCCCUCCUGGGGAGCCCGUUGUGGCUGGAAAUGGAGUGCGGACUGGCCGCUGCCUUCGGGUGGGGAACAUGCAAAGGGGCACCUGCGAGAUCUUCGCCUGGUGCCCAGUGGAGACAAAGUCCAGGCCAGCGAAGCCACUCCUGGGCAAGGCUGAAGACUUCACCAUUUACAUAAAGAACUUCAUCCGUUUCCCCAAAUUCAACUUCUCCAAGACCAAUGUGCUGGACACCAAAGACAAGGCUUUCCUGAAGUCCUGUCACUUUGGCCCCGAGAACCCCUACUGCCCCAUCUUCCGACUGGGGUCUGUGGUCAGCUGGACGGGGAGCAACUUCCAGGAGAUAGCCCUGCAGGGUGGUGUGAUAGGAAUUCAGAUUGAAUGGGAUUGUGAUCUUGAUAAAGCUCCUUCUGAAUGCAACCCUCGCUAUUCUUUUAGCCGUCUGGACAACAGAUUUUCAGAAAACUCAAUCUCCUCUGGGUAUAACUUCAGGUUUGCCAAAUAUUACCGAGAUGGAGCUGGAGUGGAGUUCCGCACCCUCAUGAAGGCCUAUGGGAUCCGCUUUGAUGUGAUGGUGAAUGGCAAGGCAGGGAAGUUCAACAUCAUCCCCACAAUCAUCAACAUUGGCUCUGGGGUGGCACUCAUGGGUGCUGGGGCUUUCUUCUGUGACUUGGUACUUAUCUACUUAAUCAAGAAGAGCCACUUUUACCGAGACAAGAAGUACGAGGAAGUGAGCGUCCUACGGGUCCUGGCUGAGUCCUCGCAACAGGACGGGACCCCAGAGGCAGAGGAGGCGGCGGCGGGGCCUGGGUUGGCCGAGCAGCCGGAGGCACAACACGGAGGCGGCAGCCAGAAGGAGAAUGGCUGCCCGCCAGGUCUGGCCACCCGGGGAAUGGAAAGGUGAAUGUGGAACAGCUACAGAACCUGCAGACAGCGGAGGCAUAGCCAGAGGUGUUCGCUGAGAGCAGAUUUGGUGAAGAUGUUGCGGCAGAACCGCCUGCAGCUCUGAACUGAAAACUCUUUGUGUUUGCGUGGGACAGGUGUUUCCGGUCACAGCCAUCUCUUCUGCACCUUGGGAUCUUACUACAAGCUUUUCGUUGUGUGUCAGGGGAGGGAAGCCUCCUAGUGGCCAUUGUGGCUCGGAUCUAGAAGAGGAGGACUUGGAGAGGGAAGUGGGGAAGGCCAGGGGCCUGAGUGGUACUCGAGUGUUGUCAUUUUUCCGAGAACUCCGUUCAUUCAUUCAUUCACACAGUGAAUGCUAUGUGCUGUGGGCUGUGCCCUAUCCAAGAGAUGCUUAAAUGAGAUGCUGACCUGGCCCCCGGGUGCGGGGAGCACACGUGUAAUUCCUUCCAGAGCCAACAGACGUCACAGCCCGGCUCAGCCACUCUGGCCUUCCUCCAGCCUCUAGCUGAGACUUUCACAAAUCCCUGUUGAGAAUGAUGGCUCCUCAGAGAAAGACUUUGGCCGGCAUCCAAGGGGACGUUUGGCCUUGCCCUCAGGGAUAAAAUAAUAGGUGGCCAAGGAAGCAACCAGGGAAGGCCUGGGCCUGGAAAGAGGCAGCUAGCCCUUGAGGGGAGAGGCAGCCUCUGAGGGUUUCCAGGUAAGGUGAGGAAGGGGAGGCAGGGAGGCUUCUGCUCCAGUCCUCCUGCCUAGCCUCAGGAAGCUCUGGGCAUAGUGUCUCCCCCAAACGGGAGACCAGCUGCCUGUGUCGUUUCUCCCUUGCAGUUCUGUGCGGCUGAGUGUCCCUACCCGGCUUCCCGGCUUCCCUCGCUUUCUCCUCAUAGGCGGGGUCUGAAGGGCUAAGGAGAUAAGAAUAGGUGGAGCUCACUUGGCAGGUGGAAGCAGUUGUUAACAGGGAGGCCCUCGCUCCUCACCCCAGCCUCUCUCCCUACCCUCCUCCUUCCCAGCCCCACACUGCUGAACUAUGCUGCUUCCCCCAUUUAGUGGCUGCAGAGCCUCGCUACUCACUCAGAGGUGUGGCCUGUGGACCAGCAGCAACAGCAUCACCUGGGAGCUUGUUGGAACGGCAGUCUCUGCCCCCUCCGUCGUCCUCCGAAAUCAGAACCUGUGUUUCAACAAGACUUCGGGUGAUUUGUACGAACGUUCACGUGUGAGAGCACUGGUUAAGGAGAUACGCAGCGCCUGGUUCUGAGGGAGGAGAAGGCCAGCUUUGGCAGCCGCUGCGGAUUUCAGGUCAGACUUACACACAUUCUACUUUGAGAGCAAGAGGAUUCCACCCCACCCCCACCCCCGGGAAGGUGACAUUAUGCUCAAUGCAUUUAAAGUAAAAUAUUUUGACUAGAUAAUACUUAUAUGAUUCAAAAACCAAACAAAAGGUACAAAAGAAUAGACAGUGAAAAGCCUGCCUCCCACCCCUGUUCCCCAAGGCGACGUUACUGAUGCCAAGAGGCUCUACUGUUUUGCGGAGAACCUGCUUGGUUGCUUGUGCCCUCGCUCAGGAAAUGAACUUUUCCUGAUGGCUGCAACGUCCCAUUAAGUCUCCUCUGUCAGGAAGGGACACGAUGGAAUACAGUGAAGUACCGGGCUAGCUCCCUUCUCCCUCUCCCACUGUCUGAGGAGUCCUCGUGUAAACCCAAGGGGAGCGACCUAUAGCUCAUCACUAACUGUUGUCUGGUCUGCUCGGUAGCAAAGGCCUGUGCGGCUGCCUGUGGCUCAGCAAGCUCCAUGGUUGGUUUGCACAGCUCCCCGGAUGCGAAGGAGUGUCCUCUUUGGAAGUGCUGUCUCUGGGCCUCCCUCAGGCCAGAAGGGUUUGGUUCUCCUCUGCACACAGAGGAGGCGGGAAGCAUCCUUCCACCGACCGGGGUCUUUGGAGAGGGACAGAGGGGCUCGCAAAAGGCUUUGCCACUGGAGCAGGGCAUGGUCCCCGAAACGGGAAGCUUGCUCUUUCUGGAUCAAGUGGCUCCUUCACUCUGGACUGGUAACCUGUCAACAACCCACCUGCUCUCUGAAUAGAAAGUGAAAAAUCUGGGUGAUCUACUAUGGUGUUUCAUUUCCUCGCUAAAGCAAACCCUAGGAUUUGAUAUACUUUUACAUUUGGGAGGAAGCAGAAAGGGCAGGGGUCAUGACUGCUUAGGAGUUGGUCUGGUUUCUUUUAGCCUGUUUUUGGAAUUGCUUUGCGGCAGCCAUAUAACCUGGGGGAAAUUGUACUAUUCGUUUUACACUGGAAUGAAAAUGUCUCCCUACAGUUUUCAUUCAGUUGGUAAAUAUUUAUUGAGUACCUGUUGUCAGGUGAUGGACUAAAUCUGGUAACAGUUGUGAGAAACACAGAAACUGUCUCUGCCCAAGUGCUUACAGUCUAGGAGGUGAGCCUUAAUCAGUGGUCACACAUAGAGUCACAGACUGAAUUUUCAGUGGAGUAGCCAGAGGUUUCCCCCAGGACGUGACAUAUAAGCCAAAAUCUGAAAGCAGUCUAGUUGAUGGGGGAAGCAUUCCAGGUAAGGGAACCACAUGUGUAAAAUAAAUGCUUUGACAUGAGGAGUAAUUGAGGAGCUGGAUGGAGAUAGUGUGACUGAAGCUGGUUUUAUGAGGCUUUCUUUCCAUCAACUCUCUUUAAUCUUAAGGGCUGCCCCAUUAAACUUCACUGCCACAGAGGACCUAACCUAAUGGUUUCAAGUCCAGCCAAGCUUUCCAGGUGGCCUCCCCUACAUGUCAUGGGUCUUGUGCUCAGAAAAGCCGGUGACCCCAUUACAGCUUCUGGAUAGUGUUGCACACUGCCAGUUUCCUUGCUUUUGCACAGCUCCCCACUACCCCCUCUUUCUUUGCAUAAUCUUGAUGCAUGAAUGGGAGGUUCAUAAAUCUUACAAAAACUGGCUUUGAAAUGGCAAGUGAAGUGGGAACUCGAGCUCCUUUUGGGAGAGUCCCUUUCUCUCAGGACACCAGUUGCCUCACCAGGUAGAUGAGCACGCCAGCCUCUAUAGAGCUCCUGUCCGUGCUGACAUUACAGGAUCACCUGAACCGUCGCUUAUGCUUACAUUCAGGCCGUGGCCUAAAGCCAUCUACCUAGUAGUUUCCUAAUGAUUAAUUCCAUGCCUUGGGAGUGCCAUGAUGCUGGCUAACGGGAUUUGGAAACUGGGUGCUACCAACGUGCCAUCAAGAGGACCAGCCAUGAAAGAGCUAAGCGCCCUCUACUCCUGAUGCAGGGGUCACCAGGACUGACCAGUCAUGGCUGCCUUUUUGCCACCAUCCCAUCAGCUCUUUCUCCGUGGCUUGCUGCCCUACUGGGGGACCAGUUGUAAAGGGGGAACAUGACUUCCUCCAGGUGUCUAAGCACCCCAGCUAUGGACGACAGUGCCCUGCAGAGUCCCUAAAUCACCCCACUUGGAAUCGCAUCUUGCAUGUCCGGAAAAGGGCUCCACCUGGUUGCUACCCACCCCCUCCACCCAAAUGACUCAACUUUUCUCAGAGCACACCCUCCAGUGGACCCAAGAGCACCGUCUCCAAAAGGCACACCUUUCUCCCAGCUCUUUGUUUCCCCUUAGGCCAGUGCACAGAAUUAAAGGAGGAAAGAUGGCAGCCAAUAUCUGAGACCUGCCCCAUAAAUGUAUUCUGAUAUUUUUAUUUGGUUAUAAAACAAUAAAAAGUUUUAAUUGUAAA